Molecule: messenger RNA, 1937 nt
Organism: Pezoporus occidentalis (night parrot)
Lineage: Eukaryota; Metazoa; Chordata; Aves; Psittaciformes; Psittacidae
Gene: BARHL1
Product: BarH like homeobox 1
Exons: 3
Coding region: 968-1936 (322 amino acids)
Biological process (GO): regulation of DNA-templated transcription
Molecular function (GO): DNA-binding transcription factor activity, RNA polymerase II-specific; DNA binding
Source: RefSeq, a predicted model, not a curated record
CCACAUCUCCCCCCCUGGAAUCCCCCCGCAGCUAAUCAUCCCAUUACGAGCCCCAUCAGCGGAAUAAUGACAGCCAAAGAGGGCGGAAACCGCCCGGAAAGCGGGGGGGACCAGGGCAGCAAUUAAUUCCCGUUAAUGAACCUACAAGGUGUCGCCGCCGGGGAGUGACACCCCCAAACACCCGGCGGCCAAUGGGCGCGUUCUUCCCGGGGGGGCCGGGGUCCCCCCGCUAAGGGGGCAAAGCGCUUGGGGGUUCCUCCCCUUGAGCCCCCCCCCCCGAGCGCGGUUCCUGCCGCUGUCCGAGGUGCUGAUGGCUCCGCCGGCCCCGCGGUGACUCCGGUUCCCCCCCCCCGCCGGGUGCUGUCCGAGGUGCUGGUGGGAAGGGGGGCGCCGCGGCGGCCCGACGGCUGGCCACCCCCUCCGCCCUCCCCUCGCCCUUCCCCAUCGAUUUCUGGAUCAUUAAGCGGUUAAGGCGCUGCGAAGCAUCACUAUCGAUCGCUGCCUCCCCACCUCCGGCUGGGAGCCCCCCAGGCUGCCCCCCAGGCCCGCGCCACCGCGGCCCCGGGCGAGGGUGGGGUGGCCGGGUAAGGGGCCGGGGCCCCGGGUGAGGCUGGGGUCCGUCCCCUCUCACCCCACCCCCUUCGCGGCCAAAGUUUGACUCUGCCUUCCUCUCCCCCCUUCUUCUGUCUGUCUGUGAGUGCAGCUGGGCGCGAUGCUGAAGACGGAGCAGCCCUGGAUCUAACGCGCGGCGCCUCGGAGAGCCUUGCAGCAAUUGUGGCCCGGAUCCCAGGCUGAACUUUGCGCUUUCGUUUUCUUUUUACCCUUUUUAAAAUUUUUUCUCCUUUUUUCAAUUUUUUUUUUCAAUUUUUCGUUUUCCCUCCUGUUAUUGUUAACUAUCGUUACCAAACCGCUUCCGCCGCACCCUCCCUGCCAAUGCCCGUGUGAGCGCCGGCAGCUCGCGGGGGCCAUGGAGGGCUCCACCGGGUUUGGGAUCGAUUCCAUCCUCUCCCACCGAGCCAGCAGCCCGGCCGUGCCCAAGGGGGACCCGCUGGUGGGCGACGGCCGGUCCCCGCUAGAGCUGAGCCCCCGCUCGGAGGGCAGCAGCGGGUGCCCCUCGCCCCGCUCGCCGGGCCGCGAGUGCCUGGAGGCGGCGGUGCCGCGGCAGGGCCUGGAUGCGCUCCUCCAGCCGGGGCAGGUCUCGGCCCCCUCCCAGUCCCGGACCGUCACCUCCUCCUUCCUCAUCCGAGACAUCCUGGCCGACUGCAAGCCCCUGGCCGCCUGCGCUCCUUACUCCAGCACGAAUGGACCUCACGGCGGGCAGGAGCCGGCGGGCAGGAUCCCCACCAAGCCCGGCGAGGACUUUCGGGAGAAGAUGGAGAAAAACACCAGCAGCUCCUCCUCGGACUCAGAGUACAAAGUGAAAGAAGAAGGGGACCGAGAGAUCUCCAGCUCCCGGGACAGCCCCCCGGUGCGGCUGAAAAAGCCGCGCAAAGCCCGCACCGCCUUCACCGACCAUCAGCUGGCCCAGCUGGAGCGCAGCUUCGAGCGGCAGAAGUACCUGAGCGUGCAGGACAGGAUGGAGCUGGCCGCCUCCCUCAACCUCACCGACACGCAGGUGAAAACCUGGUACCAGAACAGAAGGACCAAGUGGAAAAGGCAGACGGCGGUGGGCCUGGAGCUGCUGGCCGAGGCUGGCAACUACUCUGCUCUCCAGAGGAUGUUCCCCUCGCCCUACUUCUACCCACAGAGCCUGGUCUCCAACCUGGACCCCAGCGCCGCUCUCUACCUGUACCGCGGACCCAGCGCGCCGCCCCCUGCCCUACAGAGACCCUUGGUGCCCCGCAUCCUCAUCCACGGACUGCAGGGCGGCAGCGAGCCCCCGCCGCCCCUGCCCCCGCUGCCCGGCGUCCUGCCCCGGGCCGCGCAGCCCCGGUGAG